CGUAACAACGCGUCCGUGUGUUAUUCAAGGUAGCCGCACAGAACCACAGUCGAAUGUGAUCACAGUGACAACACAAUGGAUGCGAAAGUGAUGGCACAGACAUUGAGUGCAGUCAUCUUAAUGAUCGCGGUGGUCUGUAACUCUGAGGAGAAUUUUGGCAUCGCGGAAGGAACUAACGUGACCACAGCAAUCCCGCCGCCGACGCUGGCGGGCCACCACGUGUGCUCGCGCGAGCAGCAGUACAACGGUACGCGCACGGUGGCCGUGACGGCGGUGGCGGUGAGGGUGCAGGCCCCCUGCGUGUACGGCUGGUUCUGGCGCCUGUGCUACAAGCUCACGUACCGCAUGGCGUACACCCUGCAGGACUACCAGAGCAGCCGCAACGUGUCCGAGUGCUGCCUGGGCUACGAGCAGCUGGGGAGCCAGUGCGUGACGCCGACGCCGCCGACGACGCCGCCACUGCACGAUUCGGUAGCGCUGAAGAAAGUGAAAGCCACGACAUCGCCCGCUCACGGUGCCACUGUGUGGCGCGACACCCAGACUCAAGGUCCCUUCGCCUCCGCUUCCUCCUCACGAAGGCCGCCAGCUCUACCGCAAACCCUGCCCACGCACUCGCUCAUCUACAGGCAGCAGCAGGAGCUGCUGUGGCUUUCACGCACGCAACAGCAGCAACGCUCGGCUGGGCCAUGGAACCCACAGUCACCCUUCGGGCCCACUAUCGGUGCCGCGUUAAUCGCGCACCCUUCCGUCGACACCCCGCGCGCAACGAGCCUCGGUCCUUCGAGCACACCAGAUGUGGGAUUACAGAGCCCUCAAAUAACUCACAGCACCCGCAGAGACCCAUCACUGCCUUCACGAGGUUCCCAAAUACUGCAGAGCACUCACAGGGACCCAACACUGCCAUUGCAUAGCCCCCAGAGUACCCACAGGGACCCAUCACUGCCUUCACAGGGCCCCCAGAGGACCCAAACGGAGCAGACGAACGAGCAGCAGUCACAUUGA
This is a messenger RNA of Lethenteron reissneri (Far Eastern brook lamprey), 1002 nucleotides long. RefSeq lists its product as uncharacterized. The record is from RefSeq and is a predicted model, not a curated record. NCBI's taxonomy places the organism in Eukaryota, Metazoa, Chordata, Hyperoartia, Petromyzontiformes, Petromyzontidae. Gene Ontology annotation, molecular function: protein binding.